This is a messenger RNA of Epithele typhae, 348 nucleotides long. RefSeq lists its product as uncharacterized. The transcript is spliced from 2 exons. Lineage: Eukaryota; Fungi; Basidiomycota; Agaricomycetes; Polyporales; Epitheliaceae. The coding region runs from base 1 to 348 and encodes 115 amino acids. The record is from RefSeq and is a predicted model, not a curated record.
AUGCUCGCGGGGAUGGACCCCACUGGCUCGCCCCGCGCGGAGGACUUGACUAGCCCGCUUGGACCAGUUCAGCACCUACCCGCUCCACAGCUCGUCCUCCACCGGCAACUCUCAGUGCUGUCUCCCUCCCCCCCGCCCUCGUACUACUUCCGCUGGCACCGGUUCGAGGACAUCGCCCCUCGGGACACGAUCCUGCUUGGUCUCGUCCCCAGCCGCUCUGCCAAGCUCAACCACAAGCUCCGCAUCGAGGGUCGUGAGAUCGACCUCGACUCGCACAACAUCCUGCUCGUUCACGUGGGAUGGGUGACGACGGGAACUAUCCAGCCCAUCCUGCGUUUUGUCCACUAG